AUGGCGAACACUGGUUCUGCUCCACUGCUCACGCUCGAUCUUCUUUUGUUUUCAUCAGUAUCGCGCGUCAACAUCCUCGCGGCUCGUCUUUUGCAGAAGUGCGCCCGUGCGGCCGCAAGUCCUGCAAUGUUCAAUGCCAAUGCACUUGCCGACGACUUUCCUAUUCCUACUCGUGCUCCUAUUUUAGGUUCAGAGCCUGGUUUUCGUAUUAGCAAGUCCUGCAAUGUUCAUCAAUCUUUCCACGACGCUAUUGAAGGUGGUGGUGAUCACACUUUCAUUAAAAAGCUUUGCAAAAAAAUGGGAAGCAUACUCUUAUUCUCACUGAGGCCAACAAUCGCUAAAGAUCAGUCAUCUACCUCAGCCACCUACCAUCCCUGCUUCCCUGCUAAGAAGGUGCAACUCGAUCCUCUUUCCAACACCGCAGUUCCUGAUGAAGAAUAUCAUUCUACAGGUACAAAUCCAAAUGUGAUUAUACACUCACUAAAGAGCAGGCCUCCAAUAACUUACCAGCUUCUCCUGUCAUUUUCCUUUCUUGGCUUAACAGGGGUUUGUGGAAACCAGCUCUUGUUUCUUAUUGGUCUUGGUUACACAAACCCAACUUAUGCAGCAGCUAUGCAGCCCGCAAUACCAGUCUUCACAUUUAUCAUGGCAUCGUUUAUGGGUAUAGAAAAAAUUAAAAUUUCAACAAGAGAGGGCCGGAGUAAGAUCUUAGGCACUGCUGCAUGUAUUUCUGGUGCAGUAGUUAUGCUGAUUUAUAGAGGUGCAGUAUUAGUUGGGGACGGCAAGCUAGAGGUAGUAUUGCACAGUGAAAUGGCUACAGGGGCUUUGUCCAAGAAUGUUGAAUGGUUGCCAUCCGCCUUACUGAAAUAUGGUAUUGAAACAUGGCAUAUUGGUGCAUUGUGCUUGAUCGGUAACUGCUUAUGCAUGGCUAUUUUUCUGGUAUCACAGGCUAAAGUUCUGGUGAAGUAUCCUGCUGGUUUGUCAUUAACAGCAUACAUUUAUUUAUUUGGGGCACUCUUAAUGGUUUUUUCUGGAUUAUUCGCUGCUAAUGAUUAUGAAGAUUGGAUGUUGACAAAGUCAGAGAUAAUUGCAAUUAUUUAUGGUGCAAUUUUUUCUUCUUCCGUCAACUAUAGUUUAAUAGCAUGGUCCAACAAAAUAUUGGGACCGGCUUUGGUAGCGUUAUACAAUCCUCUUCAGCCCGCGAUGUCUGCCUUUCUGUCAACAAUGUUUCUCGGAAGCUCCAUCUACCUUGGAAGUGCUAUUGGUGGAGUUCUGAUCAUCUUUGGCUUGUAUCUCGUCACCUGGGGGCGUUAUGUGGAGAGUGAAGCACCAAAAGUGGCCAAGAAUGGUGAGAACCUGAUCUGGCAACCUUUUCUGCAAGAUGAUUCAACUCCCAGAUGGAAGGGGAAGAAAAGCUUGGUCCUACUUGUUUAGCCUGGAAGAUAGAAGGAUUUAAAUACAGUCUCUUACUUUUCAUAGACAAGCUUCUUAUUUAAUACUAAAGAUUAAAAUGGAAAUUAGGGGCAAGUCAAUAG
Messenger RNA from Phalaenopsis equestris, 1535 nucleotides. RefSeq names its product WAT1-related protein At5g45370-like. NCBI's taxonomy places the organism in Eukaryota, Viridiplantae, Streptophyta, Magnoliopsida, Asparagales, Orchidaceae. The coding region runs from base 1 to 1434 and encodes 477 amino acids. Gene Ontology annotation, cellular component: plasma membrane. Gene Ontology annotation, molecular function: transmembrane transporter activity. The transcript is spliced from 9 exons. The record is from RefSeq and is a predicted model, not a curated record.